This is a messenger RNA of Meriones unguiculatus (Mongolian gerbil), 767 nucleotides long. RefSeq names its product fission, mitochondrial 1 (gene Fis1). Gene Ontology annotation, biological process: autophagy of mitochondrion; mitochondrial fission; peroxisome fission. NCBI's taxonomy places the organism in Eukaryota, Metazoa, Chordata, Mammalia, Rodentia, Muridae. The record is from RefSeq and is a predicted model, not a curated record. The transcript has 5 exons. Bases 89 to 547 code for a protein of 152 amino acids. Gene Ontology annotation, molecular function: protein binding. Gene Ontology annotation, cellular component: mitochondrial outer membrane; peroxisomal membrane.
UGCCGGAAGUGCCUCCGCUCCUGCCACUGGACCAUGGAGACCGUGGCCCAGUAGAGACCUUGGUGCGAGGCUUGCAGGGGCGGUGGCCAUGGAGGCCGUGCUGAACGAGCUGGUGUCUGUGGAGGAUCUGAAGAAUUUUGAAAGGAAGUUUCAGUCUGAGCAGGCGGCUGGCGCUGUGUCCAAGAGCACGCAGUUUGAGUACGCCUGGUGCCUGGUGCGGAGCAGGUACAACGAGGACAUCCGCAGAGGCUGCGCGCUGCUGGAGGAGCUGUUGCCCAAAGGGAGCAAAGAGGAGCAGCGGGAUUAUGUCUUCUACCUGGCCGUGGGCAACUAUCGGCUCAAGGAAUAUGAGAAGGCUCUGAAGUACGUUCGCGGACUGCUGCAGACGGAACCCCAGAACAACCAGGCCAAGGAGCUGGAGCGCCUCAUUGACAAGGCCAUGAAGAAAGAUGGACUAGUGGGCAUGGCCAUUGUUGGCGGCAUGGCCCUGGGUGUGGCGGGCCUGGCUGGACUCAUUGGACUGGCGGUCUCCAAGUCCAAACCCUGAGGGUGGCAGCCUCGCCUGCGUCUACCCCGGCACCUGGAGCCUGGGGACACUGGAAGACAGACGGUCCUGGCUGUCCUCCCAUUGCCUUCCCUCUUCCGCGCCCUCUGUCCACCUCCGCAGUGUCCAUUGCCCUCCGCCUCCCGUGCCCCGUCUCCUGACACCUGUUGUCUAGGUCAUGCUUCGCAUUGAGGGUCAAUAAAAUCAGGCUGUGGCCUGGGAA